Molecule: messenger RNA, 615 nt
Organism: Miscanthus lutarioriparius
Lineage: Eukaryota; Viridiplantae; Streptophyta; Magnoliopsida; Poales; Poaceae
Source: the annotation of a GenBank genome assembly
AUGAAAACUCUAGAGAACACGUCAUCUUCAUCUAAUGCCCCUACUGGAGGUGGACCUGUGCCAAUGCAAUUGGCGACUGUGAUGUCACUGCUUGAGAAAAAAGGUCUAGGGAAACUGAGCCAGUUACUAAGCCUAAAUGACAUAGCUAAUCUACCGGCUGUGUAUGUUACCCCUCCGGCCAAGAAUGUCCCUCCGGCCAAGAAUGUCAAAGGCAAUGCAUGUUCAGGAAAGUGUCUUCAUCCACCAGAGAAAGCUACUAGUGGUGAAUGUACCUGUACUGAACCCGGUUUGGAAGCUACAGACCGCUCAUUAGUGACUGGGAGACAAACUUUGCCCUUAGAUCAGUCAAACUCGCCCAGGCUCAGCAAAAAGGUGACACCUACUCAGCCCAUGCCAACCUCGCCUAGGCCAAAGGUUGGGACAAACGGUAGGUCGAUAUCACCUAUUCCUAUGCCGUGUGAAACUGAUAGCAGUGUUAGACCGGAGAAACCUCGUAGCAGCAGUUCUGCUCCUCCCUUCAGGCAGACAGUUAAGCGAUCUGUUGAUGUCAAGGUUGAUGACUCUGCGGCUGUCGGCUUCAAGCAAGCCGGGCAAAGAUGUUCCAGUGAAUAUUAA